AUGUGGGUUCAGUUUCUUCUAGGAAUAUUGGCCCUGUUGCCAGGCAAUACUGAAGGACAACACCGAAACUACCUGGUGACUUUACCAGCCCAGCUGAGCUUCCCCUCCACUCAGAAGGUUUGCUUGGAUCUGAGCCCUGGGUACAGUGAUGUAAAAUUCACUGUUACUCUGGAGACCAAGGACAAGACCCAGAAGUUGCUAGAACAUUCUGGAUUGAAGAAGAGGCACUUACACUGCAUGUCCUUUUCAGUUCCACCUCCUGCUGGUGGCACAGAAGAAGUGGCUACAGUCCGAGUGUCGGGAGUUGGAAAUAACCUCAAGUUCGAGGAGAAGAAAAAGGUUCUAAUUCAGAGGCAAAGGAGUGGUGUGUUUAUACAGACUGACAAGCCUGUCUACACUCCAGGGCAGCGAGUGCUUUUCCGAAUUGUCACCCUGAACAGCAACUUUGUUCCAGUGAAUGACAAGUACUCCGUGGUGGAACUACAGGAUCCCAAUAGCAACAGGAUUGCUCAGUGGCUGGAAGUGGUCCCUAAGCAAGGCAUUGUAGACCUGUCCUUCCAACUGGCCCCGGAGGCAACACUGGGCACCUAUACAGUGACAGUGGCUAAGGACAAGACCUUUGGCACUUUCAGUGUGGAGGAAUAUGUGUUACCCAAGUUUAAGGUGGAAGUAUUGGAACCAAAGCAGUUAUCGACAAUGGAGGAAUCUUUCCCUGUAAAAAUAUGUUGCAGGUACACCUAUGGAAAGCCCAUGCGAGGGACAGUGCAGGUAUCGGUGUGUCAGAAGGCAUACACUUACUGGUUCCGAGAGGUGGAAGAGGAGAAGCCAUCUGACAAGUGCAGGAAUCUCUCUGGUCAGACUGACAAAUCAGGAUGCUUCUCUUCAUCUGUGGACAUGGCCACCUUCAACCUCACUGGAUAUAUGUACAGUCACAACAUCAAUAUUGUGGCUUCAGUGGUGGAGGAAGGGACAGGAGUAGAGGCCAAUACCACUCAGGAAGUCUACAUUUCUUCAAAAUUGGGAUCAAUGACCUUUGAAGAUACCAAUAACUUUUAUUACCCCAAUUUCCCCUUCAGUGGGAAGAUAAGAGUUAGGGGCCACGAUGAGUCCCUCCUCCAGAAUCAUCCAGUGUUCUUGGUGACUCAUGGCAUAAAUGGAAGGAUCAACCAGACGCUGAUUACUGACAAUGAUGGCCUUGCUUCCUUCACACUGGAUACAGUCGGUUGGAAUGGGACAGACAUUUCUCUGGAGGGAAAGUUUCAAUUGGAAGAUCUAGUUUAUAAUCCAGAAAAAGUACCCCAUUACUACCAAAAUGCCUACCUGCACCUGCAGCCCUUCUACAACACAACCCGCAGCUUCCUUGGCAUCCAGCGACUCAAUGGCCUGUUGGGAUGUGGCCAGCCUCAGGAAGUGCUGGUGGAUUAUUACAUUGACCCAGCUGAUGCCAGCCCUGACCAAGAAGUUGUCUUUUCGUACUAUGUAAUCGGGAAAGGGAGUUUGGCAAUGGAGGGGCAGAAACACCUGAAUCCUAAGAAGAAAGGUUCAAAAGGCUCCUUUUCUCUGUCACUGACCUUCACUUCCAGAGUAGCUCCUGCCCCGUCCCUUGUGGUCUAUGCCAUUUUUCCCAGUGGAGGUGUUGUAGCUGACAAAAUUCAGUUCUCUGUAGAGAUGUGCUUUGACAAUCAGGUCUCCAUUGGCUUCUCACCUUCCCAACAGCUGCCAGGAGGAGACGUGGAGCUACAGCUGCAGGCAGCUCCUGGGUCCCUGUGUGCAAUCCGGGCCGUGGACGAGAGUGUCUUGCUACUCAGACCAGAGAGAGAGCUGAGCAACAGCUCUGUCUAUGGGAUGUUUCCUUUCUGGUAUGGUCACUAUCCCUACCAAGUGGCUGAAUAUGAUGAGUGUCCUGACUUUGGCCUAUGGGACUUUCCUCAACCCCUCACUGAGCGGGCACCUGGAGGGCGUGUGAGCAAGCCUUCUAUCAUCUGGAGACCCUGGUUCUCAAGAAGCACAGACCUUUUCAGUUUUUUCCAGGACAUGGGCUUGAAAAUAAUGUCGAAUGCCAAAAUCAAGAAGCCCCUAGAUUGUAGUCACAGAUCUCCAGAAUACAGCACUGCCAUGGAUGGAGCAGGUGGCGGUAUUUCUCCAAAUGCUAAGUUUUCAUCUCCAUCACUCCAGUCAGAGGGAUCUCAGGUCCGCCAGUACUUUCCAGAAACCUGGCUCUGGGAUCUGUCUCCUAUUGGCAACUCAGGGAAGGAGGCAGUCCACAUCACAGUUCCUGAUACCAUCACCGAGUGGAAGGCUAUGAUGUUCUGCACCUCUCAGUCCAGAGGCUUCGGUCUUUCCCCCACUGUUGGACUAACUACUUUCAAGCCGUUCUUUGUUGAUCUGACACUCCCUUACUCAGUAGUUCGUGGAGAGUCCUUUCGCCUUACUGCUACCAUCUUCAAUUAUCUAAAGGACUGUAUCCGGGUUCAGACUAACCUGGCUGAAUCAGAUGAAUACCAGGUGGAAUCGCUGGCAGGCUGCCAGGCCUCCACCUGCGUCUGUGCAGACGAAGCCCAAACCUGUUACUGGAAUAUCACAGCUACCAAACUGGGACAUGUUAACUUCACCAUUAGUACUAAGAUUCUGGACAGCAAUGAACUCUGUGGGGGAAAGAAAGGGUUUGUCCCAGAAAAGGGUCGGAGCGACACACUUAUCAAACCAGUUCUUGUCAAGCCUGAGGGAGUCCUAGUGGAGAAGACUCACAGUUCAUUGCUGUGCCCAAAAGGAAAGGUGGCUUUAGAAUCCAUCUCCCUGGAGCUUCCUGUGGGUGUUGUUCCUGAUUCUGCCAAGGCUUAUGUUACUGCUCUGGGAGACAUCAUGGGCACAGCUCUGCAGAACCUAGACAGCUUGGUGCAGAUGCCCAGUGGAUGUGGGGAGCAGAAUAUGGUCUUUUUCGCCCCCAUCAUCUAUGUCUUGCAAUACCUGGAAGAGACAGGGCUGCUCACUAAGGAGAUCAUGUCUCGGGCAGUGGGCUUUCUGGAGAUAGGAUACCAGAAGGAGCUGAUGUACAAACACAGCAAUGGCUCAUACAGUGCCUUUGGGGAACAGGAUGGAAAUGGCAACACGUGGCUGACAGCUUUUGUCACAAAAUGUUUUGGUCAAGCUCGGAGACUCAUUUUGAUUGAUGACAAGAACAUCCAGGAUGCUCUCAAGUGGAUGGCCGGAAACCAGCUCCCCAGUGGCUGCUAUGCCAACGUGGGAAAGCUCCUCCAUACAGCUAUGAAGGGUGGUGUUGAUGACGGUUCCUUGACUGCAUAUAUCACAGCAGCAUUGCUGGAGAUGGGAAAGACCAGUCGUGACCCAAUGGUGAGUCAGGGUCUGCAGUGUCUCAAGAAUUCUGUUACUUCCACCAGCAACCUCUACACACAGGCCUUGUUAGCUUACACUUUCUCCCUGGCUGGAGAAAUGGACGUCAGAAACAUGCUUCUCAACAAGUUAGAUGAAAAGGCCAUCACCUCAGGAGAAUCCAUUCACUGGAGCCAGAAACCUACGCAGUCACCGAAUGCUAGUCCAUGGUCUCAGCCUGAGGCUCUGGAUGUGGAACUUACAGCAUAUGUGUUGUUGGCUCAGCUUACCAAGGACAGGUUCACUCAAAAGGAGGUAGCCAAGGCCACUGCCAUAGUGGCCUGGUUGGCUAAGCAGCGCAAUGCCUAUGGAGGUUUCUCUUCCACUCAGGACACUGUAGUUGCUCUCCAAGCUCUUGCCAAAUAUGCCACUAUUGCCUAUGUGCCAUCUGAGGAAGUCCGCCUGUCUGUGAAAUCUGCUGGGAACUUCCUGCAUACUUUCACCGUGCAGUCUUCCAACCGACUGGUACUGCAGCAGAAGACUCUGCCUGACAUCCCUGGAUUGUACACCUUGGAGGCCUCAGGCCAGGGCUGUGUCUAUGUGCAGACGGUGUUGAGGUACAAUGUUUUCCCUCCUAAAAACAUGGAGGCCUUUAGUCUUCACGUGGAAGUGGGAGAAGCUAGAUGUGAGCAACCUGCUUCACCCCGGUCCUUAACUCUCACUAUCCACACCAGCUAUGUGGGAAGUCGUAGCUCUUCCAAUAUGGCUAUUGUGGAAGUGAAGAUGCUGUCUGGGUUCAGUCCCAAGGAGAACACCAAACAGUUGCUUCUCCAGCAGCCACUGGUGAAGAGGGUUGACUCUGGAGCUGACGUACUUAACAUUUACUUGGAAGAGCUCAGUAACAAGACUCAGACAUAUACUUUUACCAUCAUCCAAAGUGUGUUGGUCACUAACCUGAAGCCAGCAACCAUCAAAGUCUAUGACUACUACCUGCUAGAUGAGCAAGCAACAAUUCAGUAUUCUGAUCCCUGUGAAUGAGAGAGAUUAUCAUUCUAGCUACAGUGUGAAGAAUGGGGUAGAAAAGAGGACAGC
Castor canadensis (American beaver) is the source of this 4422-nucleotide messenger RNA. Lineage: Eukaryota; Metazoa; Chordata; Mammalia; Rodentia; Castoridae. The record is from RefSeq and is a predicted model, not a curated record.